UUCAACAUGGAUGACAAAAUUUACUAUUAUUGUAAUGAUUAUGAAUCCUAUGAAAAAACUGCGCGCAUUCGGCAUUCACGGCCCUAGUCGGUGAUUUUUUGCUUAGAUAGUAAUUUUAAUACGUAAAAAUUCGGGUAAACGAUAGGAGAGAGGUAUUUCAUCUUACCUAAAUGACUGAUUACGAGGAAGAACAGCGCCAAGAACUUGAGGCACUUGAGGCUAUUUACCCUACGGAAUUUAAACUGAUUGAAGAACCCAACUGUUUUGAGAUUACAGUUGCUUCUGAGCACGAUGAAGACAAUUCUAUAAAAUUUUCAGUAAGUGUUCAAUUUACAUAUGUGGAAAACUACCCAGAUUGCCGGCCAUUUAUUGAGCUCAAAUCUCGCGAUGGCUUAACAGAUAAUCAUCUUCAUUCUCUAAAAGAGUUUCUCCAUGAAAAAGCAGAAGAAAAUCUUGGAAUGGUAAUGAUAUUUACGUUAAUCUCGGAAACGCAGGAGUUUCUUAAUGAAGCUGUUGAAAAAGAGAAGAAUUCACAAGAAGAAGAGAGGCAACGAAAGUUGAAGGAAGCGGAGGAGGCAGAAUUGGCCAAACUAACUGGAACCCCGGUUACACAUGAGAAUUUUAUCAUUUGGAAACUGAAGUUUGAUGAAGAACGCAAAACCGAUGAAGUUAAGAUAGAAAUAAAAAACAAGCUGACAGGAAGGCAACUAUUUGAACAGAAUGCAUUGAUGGGGACAUUGGAUGAGGCAUUUAUGGGAGAUGAUAUUAAAGUUGAUGAAUCACUGUUUCAAGACUUGGAUGAUUUAGACCUUGAUGAUGAUGAUCUUAAUGAAUAAUAUAAAUAUGAUGUUACUACAUAGUAAUGCAUUAUGGUUCUACAUUAUAAUGUAUGAUGGUUCUACAUAAUGUAUGAUGGUUCUACAUAAUGUAUGAUGGUACUACAUAAUGUAUGAUGGUUCUACAUAAUGUAUGAUGGUUCUGCAUAACAAUGUAUGAUGGUUCUACAUAAUGUAUGAUGGUUCUACAUAAUGUAUGAUGGUUUUACAUAAUGUAUGAUGGUUCUACAUAAUGUA
Messenger RNA from Xenia sp. Carnegie-2017, 1073 nucleotides. Its product is annotated as RWD domain-containing protein 1-like. Bases 171 to 836 code for a protein of 221 amino acids. Lineage: Eukaryota; Metazoa; Cnidaria; Anthozoa; Malacalcyonacea; Xeniidae. Gene Ontology annotation, molecular function: protein binding. The record is from RefSeq and is a predicted model, not a curated record. Gene Ontology annotation, biological process: cytoplasmic translation. The transcript has 7 exons.